Messenger RNA from Pseudogymnoascus destructans, 2276 nucleotides. RefSeq lists its product as uncharacterized. Lineage: Eukaryota; Fungi; Ascomycota; Leotiomycetes; Thelebolales; Thelebolaceae. Gene Ontology annotation, molecular function: zinc ion binding; DNA binding; DNA-binding transcription factor activity, RNA polymerase II-specific. The transcript has 4 exons. The record is from RefSeq and is a predicted model, not a curated record. Bases 248 to 2230 code for a protein of 660 amino acids. Gene Ontology annotation, biological process: DNA-templated transcription; regulation of DNA-templated transcription. Gene Ontology annotation, cellular component: nucleus.
CCCUCAUAUCGCUGGCCUAGUUAUCGACGUUGCUGUGGAUAACAUUUAACAUUACCUUGUAUUCCAUUGGCAACUAAAGUACUGCGGUAUACUGCACCAACACUACGAUCUUAGAUUCUACCGCAAUUGUCAUCGAGCAUCGCCGAGGGGCCGAUAAGACACAAGUAGUCCUCCAACACCAAAACACAAACUUCUUUAUUCGAACCAGAGGAUAAAGACUUCGAUUUCAACCUCGCCCCCGUACGAAAUGUCUACGGCGAUUCAAAGUCACCGCCAGCAACCGGGCCUUGCAUGCGAAGAUUGUCGGCGACGGAAGGCCAGGUGUGAUCGCGUCCGUCCUGUAUGUGGCUCCUGCCAAGAUUCCGGCAAUACGUGCCGUUAUGUCGACAAGUGGCCACGGCGAGGGCCAAGAAAAGGGCAGAUGUUAGCGCUUAAGAAUCUCGUUACUAAUCUCGAGCAACGCCUCGGCGAGCAGAUGAGAAAAGCGCAGCCUGACCAUGACGCUAUUCUAUCGGAUACUCGAAUAAAUCCCGAUGCCUCACUUGCAGAAACAGAGCCAGCGACACUCUCAACUCAUUUGGAGAACGACACUCUUGGUAGUGCAGCCUUUGAAAGCACUGGUCUCGAUUGCACGAGUCUCGAAAGUACAAAUGUUGAAAACACAGGACUAUCAAGCACUCUUCCGGAAAGGACACUCUUUCAAAUCCCUGGUUUCGUAAAUGUUGAUAUGAACUCCGUUUGGGGGUUGCACGGAAGCCCAAGUAAUGCCAUGUUUGACCAAACUUUCAUCAGCGAUUGGCUUGAUGGUGACGCAGAUCUAUCACCUCCAAAGACAGUAUCCGGUACGCAGCAAGUCUUCACACCAACAAACAUGCAGCAUCUCGGUGGCUGCGCUCUAUCAGACCUGAUGAAGGUAGAUCUUGAUGAGCUAUACUUCGACAGGGUCUACCAAGUUGCGCCAAAUAUACACAGGCGAAACUACUUCGCCUCGGUAAGCCAGAACUGCCCAUCUCCCGCCCGGAUAGCACUGCAGUACGCCAUGCGAGCAGUCGCUGCCGCUGUCUCGGCACAGUACCGGCCGCUCUCGAGCAUGCUGUGCGCCGAGUCGCGCCGGGUUCUUGAACAGAUGGAUGCCGACGGCGCCGGCGACUGCGGCGAGACUCCCAUAGAACAGAUCCAAGCAUGGCUGCUGGUGGCCCACUGGGAGCUGCUUUGCAAGCAUGAGCACCAGGCCAUGCUCACUGCCGGGCGCGGAAUCCGCAUGGUCCAGCUGGCGCGGUUUCACGACGUCGAUGCAUGCAGCGUCCCGUUCAUGUCGUUAGGCGCAGAGUCACCUCUGGUUUCACCAUCCCUUUUGUCCGGCGAUGAAACAUUUGCACAGGUUGAGGAAAAGAGGCGGACGUUCUGGCUUGCGUACUGUUUCGAUCGAUUCUGCCUCAUGCGUAGCGGAUGCCCAUUGUCCCUGCAAGAAGAUUCGAUCCGCACACGCCUUCCAGCACCAGAGGAAAACUUCCACAACAGCGAACCGAUCCGGAUGGGUUUUCUGCCCGAGGCACUAGCACGUAACGGCUGCACCGUGCUUCCCCCAUUCGCCAAAUGUGUCGUCCUAAACAGCUUGUUCAGCCGCUGCAUGUCAUACCAACGCUUUGCCCGGGCUGAGCUCGUCUCCGCAGGGGCCGACUCACGGAAAUCAUGGUUUGCCCUGGCCCUCGAAAAGCGGAAGCAGCUGCUUGUGCAGAGCCUGCCCGACUGUACCGACGCCGUCGACGAUCCCAUGCUGACCUUCGCGUAUGCGCUGGCUGCCUGCGCCGCCAUUUACGUAUACCAAGCGAUGGCACAUUCGAUGGCUUGGACGACCGUCAACCACGAAAGCGCGGAUCCUGCGUACGAGGAGCAAGCGUUGCAGGCGGCGAGCGAGCUGGCCCAUUUCGUCAAGAUGAUACCGCGCUCUAUCAGCCACUUUAAGACACACCCGUUUCUACCAACCUUGAUACAUCAGGCUGCUGUGUUUCUCAUGGGGCUUCCAGGAUCACUAAAUCCUACUACAACAGGUCAUAGCAACCGAGACGAUGACUUGAAUACACUACUUGGAUCUUUGAGGAAUUUACAGCAAACAAAGAACCUGUCACGCUGCCUAUUGACCAAGUUAGAGCAGGAUGUUCAACUUGUUGGUGAGCAGCACAUAAGCACGCAACAGGGUAACAGAAAGGUUAGUGACAGUAGCAGGUAGAUUCCAGUACAUGAUAGACGACUACCAACGAGGAAAAGAAAGAGAG